Poecilia reticulata (guppy) is the source of this 4856-nucleotide messenger RNA. RefSeq names its product MBL associated serine protease 2 (gene masp2). The record is from RefSeq and is a predicted model, not a curated record. Lineage: Eukaryota; Metazoa; Chordata; Actinopteri; Cyprinodontiformes; Poeciliidae. Gene Ontology annotation, molecular function: serine-type endopeptidase activity; calcium ion binding.
CAAGCAUGGGAUGCAGAAGUUCAGGUUUAUUGUGGAUUUUCUUUAACCAACAAUAUAUUUAGAGGCUCACGUAUGCACACACUCCAUCACUGUCAAAAAAGCAAAACAAAGAACGAAGAAGUAAAAUGUUGGAACAUUUUUGUUUGUGUCCACAGAGAAACAGCUGAUCAACCAAGACGGUUCCAUCCACAUUCUUAAACUUGAACUCGAAGCAACAACUUUUUUCAAAUCAAAAUUCUUUUGAAACACAUUGUAGUUGUAUGCUGUAUUACAGAUUCACCACCAAAAAGAAAGGCUUAAAAUAAAUGAUUAAAAGUCUAAAAUGUUUAUGAUAUUGUGUUCAAUAACUGAUAAGGAUAAAUGAAGUACAACAGGAGGAGGUAAAAAAAAAAAAGUCUAAAAUUGAACCUGAACAGUUGUGACAUCAGUCAGUUUGAUAGAUUUGUGUGACAGAAGAAGGUGGAGGGAUGAUGACACACAGAUCAUGUGUCUGUCUCGCUUUGUUUACCCAAAUGUCAGCCUGCUGGGACAGCUGAGUUCAUUUACCUCCCCAUUAGUCAGUCAACUGUUCCAAAACAGGCAGCGUCUCAGGGCUGUGAAGCGAGCAUGACCAGUGGCAUCUGUUUAUUUGCCCUGUCUUCCCUCCUUGGUGUCUCACUGAGUGUGGAAAUGACCGGGCUAUAUGGCAGCUUUGCCUCCCCUGGAUUCCCGCAGCCAUACCCUGACAACCAGUUCGUGGUGUGGAACAUAACCUCUCUGCACGGCCACCGCAUCAAGCUCUACUUCACCCACUUCAGCUUGGAGCCCUCCAAUCAGUGUGAGUACGACCACAUCCAGGUUUUAGCAGAAGGGAAUGAAACCCUGCGGUUCUGCGGCGAGGAGGAGAAGAACCACGAGAGCACCCCCAGGAACACCAUCAUCAUGUCAGCCGGGAACGUCAUGUCGGUGGUCUUUAGGAGUGACUACUCUAACGAAGGCCGAUUCACUGGCUUCCAAGCGUUUUACACCUCAGAAGAUAUCAACGAGUGCCUAUCCAGGGUAGAUGGCGAGCGAGUAUGUGACCAUUUCUGCCACAAUUACAUCGGUGGCUAUUACUGCACGUGCAAGCAGGGACACCUUCUCCAUGACAACAAGAGAUCCUGCACAGUGCCCUGCAAAAGCCAGGUGUUGACGUCAGCAUCUGGAGCUCUGACUAGUCCUGGUUACCCAAACCCCUACCCGCCCAUGAGCCAGUGCAAUCACACCAUCAGUCUGCCAGAGGGCUCCAGAAUCAUCCUGGACUUCUUGGAACCUUUUGACAUAGAGGGACACCCCGAUGUCCCCUGUCCAUAUGAUAUGCUAAAGAUUUCAACAACUGGACAAGAGUACGGACCGUUCUGUGGCUCGGCACCACCAGACUCUAUAGAUACUGGAAGUUACCAAGUGCAUGUGGCGUUCAGGUCUGACUCUACUGGGAAGAACAAUGGAUGGAAGAUCAAAUACACCAGCACUAAAGCUGAAUAGCUUUCAUAACUUCUAAACUGAUGGCAUCCUGCCUGGAUAAUAUUUUCCUCUGCAAGUAUUAAGAUAUGGGUUUUUUUUUUUGCUAUUAAUAAUUAUAACAGUAUAUAAGUUUUGUUCUAUUUUUCUGACUUUUUUUGAACCAAUACAUUGAAAAUUGAAUGCACAUGACCUGCAAAUUCAAUUACACCUCUUAAUUUUUACUCUUUUUUUUUUGCCUGUGGAGUAGCACACAAUUGUUUUGAAAAAGGGGAAGCUCAAUUAUUUUUAGGGUUUAAAAAAUAUUAAGGUCGUCAUGCAUUUGUGUUCAACCCAGUUUAAUCAGACACACUGAGGGUACAGUCACAUCUCACAGAGGAGGACUUUAUUUACAGACAAGUGAGUUUUAAAGGUAUUUAUUCUGAGUCCGGCUGUUCUGUUCAGCUUCUCGACGACCAUAAAUCACAGCAGAUAGGACUGGACUAAAGUUAUGGAGAAGCUUAAGGAAACGUUAGAUUACGAAAGAAAUUCUCAGAGUACUGUUCAGUCCAUCAGCCAUGUAUGCCCACAGCUCAGGGUUUUUCACCUACAAGGCAAAGGCAAAACAAGUGUUUUCCAGAAAAGCAGCCAAUAAAUAACACAAUUCAUCAUCUUCCCUUUCCUUCAAAUAUUCACCAUUUUGUGUUGGUCCACCAUCAAGAAUGCAAAAGACGUUUGUGAUCAAAUGUGAAAAGUUCAGGGGUUACUCUUCCUCUACUCUUUCAUGCAUCAUUCAGCUCAUUCAUUUCAUUUCAUUUUUACCAGGACAGUAAUUGCACUCAUUUUCUCUCAUCUCUUUCGCCUCUUUACAAAUUGCUUGGUUGAAUUUAAUGUUUUCACUUUUUAUUAGACCUAUUCUGAGGUUGUUUUUUUUUGUGAUUAAACAGAAACAUACUUCCUUAAAAUCUCAGCUGAGCCACAGAGGAUAAGAUUUGUUUCCAGCAUGAUGUGCCGUGACAGACCUUCGGGGGACCUGGGUGCUUACCUGAGCGCUCUCGAGUCACCAUCUCGUCCUUACAGAGAGCGUGACAUACGAUGGCGCGGUGCAGCUGACUGCCCACAUACUGCUUCAAGCUCACGCCAAACUGUUCAGCCGAGGUGGAGCCAGGUUCACAGGCAUUACGCACACCAUGAUUCCCAUUACAUAGCUGUUGGAGGAAAAACCCCAGCAGCAGUAAAAGCUCAGAACUCGUGUACUCAUGCAGAAACGUACUAAACUGGUGCACAAAAAAUAUGAGCACAAGACAGAAACUUUAAACACAUUUAUUUACCAAAAGACAUGUUAAAACGUAGCCCUUACAUCAUAUCAUACAGACGUUACACCUCGAUGUAUCCUGGAGAACAAUCUGCUUUAAAAACUAUUCAUGAAAAAGCAACGGGUCCGCUUCACACCGAAGCUCAACUGUUUUUGCAAAGACACAAUACUCACUAAUUCCCCUAGGACAGUUGGGAAUGGAGCACGUUAUGCCUGUAUUAUAAUCUCACACACAAAAAACGCAAGAAGAUUACGUAAGUAAAAAUAAGUCCAUCGAUUCUGUUCGGUGUUCCAGAGAUAAGAGGACGCAACAGAGAACCUACCGCGUGUUCGUGUCACACGGACCAACACACAGUCUUACAUCACACAUCCAUCAGACCAACACAUGACUGUCAGGAUUGUAGACAAUAUAUACACUUAAAUCAUCCACAGUGCAUAGAUAACGUGUUAAUCUAGUAGUGUUAUCUGGUUUCUGGCGGUGUUGUACGAGGCUGCUCAGGCAGAAGGCUGUUUGUUUUUCAGAUAGAAUUUGCUGUAAGAAAGAAAACAAUUCUUUUUUAUCCGAUAAGUAAGGAAGUCUGACUAAAGGAAUGUGUAUGUAGCACAUGGCAUCUGAUGCUUUAAGUUUUGUAAAAGUCGCCCUGGAUUUUUGAGCGCAUCAUUGCAAACGCAUGAAAAUUGUUCCCCAAACAAACUAAAUGAUGCCAUUUGAUUGGCCUUGAAAUAGCUCCUCUAGCUAAUCCAAAUCCCUUUUUUGUUAAAAUGCUGCCUCUGAUGAAACAUAGAGCAUAUUUGUCAUCUUGGAAUAUAGUAAAUUGGCAGAUUUAAAAAGGAGACGUUUGACAAACUCAGAGGAGCACUUUGUCCAUCUCUGGGAAGAAAUUAUAUUCAUUUAUAUGAACAGUUUCGCAACCGAUUGCUAUCUAUGAAGCUAACUGCAACUAGCCUAACUUAGAGAACAGACAAGGCAAAGCAGUUUUUAGUUAAAACGGUAACAAAAUUCACCAGUUAAUUGUAUAUCUGAUAAAACUGAAAGCAGAAAGUGAACACCAGAGUACCAUACUCAAGAUUACAAAACACAAUUUCUAGAUUUAUUCUUAAACACUGACAUAUUUAAGGGCAUCUGUGAGUGUCAAAAAGUAAAGUAUGAACCUUUUUAGAACAUUAGUAAGACCAAUAUUAUUCAAAUUUAGGACAAGCAUGAAUAGCAAGAAAUUAUUUAAUCCAAAUUACUAAAUAACGUAGCUCACUUAGCUUGGCAAGAUAUCCAACCUGAAACUUGUGGGGUUCUUUUGCCCUAGGAAUAUGACGAUACUUUUACACCAAGGGUUACUGCAUACAGUAAACCUAAAACAGCAACUAACCAAACAACUGACCUGUUUUCUACCCAAACGUUAAGUAAACAUUCGUUAUUCACAGUAAAAAAAAACGAGCUGGUAGUGGAUAUGUUACAAUAGGUUUUAUUUUAAAAGUCUAAACUAUUUUCAGAAGCAAAAAAUAAAAACUGAAAAUGAAUGAGUAAACAAAUCCGUUAUAUAAACUAAUGCAAAUUUAAAAGCUAGUGUAAAAAAUCUACAGUUUUUUUUUAAUUUUAUUUCUUUUUAUUUAUGUUAAAUGUUUUGGUACACUGCAGAACCCUGAUCAGUGCCAUCUAGUGGACAAUACAAAGACUAGCUGUUUUUCCUGCAGACGGUUCAGUCUCCCCUGGCGAUUAAUCAGACAUUUUGAACACUAGUGGCCAGCUGCAUUAGAACAAAUAAAGCUUUUGAAUUAGCUUUUGAUUAGUUUGCUUUAAAUGUGGGGGCUGAAGGUGCCAGAAUCUAGAAAAUGACUCGUCAAACUUGUACAUGUGAGGCUUUGAAUAAAAUGUUAACAUUUAUCUGUCAGUAAGGUUUUAAAUACGAAAAACAUAAAACAGAAAUCAUAAGAGCUUGAAUUCCUUGCAUGUUAAACUUUUUAGUACUUCAAUAUUUAUUUAAUUAUGUCAUAGUUCCCUUAUCUAUAGCCCAUCAGGAAAUAAUGUAAACAGUCACUUUGGCUAGACAAACAUCCAGUUAAAUUUGUUCGUCUUUUGCUAAAAAAA